AUGAACGCUCUUUACCUCCUGCUCUCCAUGCUCGCGCUUAAACUUGUGGUAACCAUACAUACAAGAACCCAGCCCAACUUCCUAAACAGCACCUACCAACUGAACAAAUGCAAAACAACACUUAACCUACGAAGAAUCUGCAGGAAAAUCAAGCCAAGGAAUAACAAGCUAUUCGUGUCCCUAUUUGAUGAAUACGAUGAGAAGUGCAUAAGGGCACUAAUUAUGGCCAGAGAAGUGGCCAAAAAUCACAACGAAAAAGAAAUCCUACUAAAGCAUCUCCUUAUUGCCAUCAUAAGAAUUGACUCCAAUUUAGUAAAACACAUUUUAAACUUUUUCAAUAUAUCCCUAACGACAUUUUUGGAAAAGCUAAAUAAGGAAAUAAAUAAAAAUGGGGGGGACGUGCCAGGACAAUCAGGGGAAGCAACCGAUCAGCAUCUUCCCGUUAACAAGAGCAAAGAUACUGCAGAAGACGGAAGACCGUACCAAUCGAACGACCAAAACGGAGAGCAAAAACUUAUGAAUAACCUCAUCAACAAACACAUCCAGGACAUAGAGGACAAAAUAAAUCAACUGAAAAAGAUGGAUAAGGGACAGAGUGACAUUUCCACGGAGGUCGACAAUGCUGGAAGCUCCUUAGACGGGUCAGACGAAAGGGAUGAGACAACUAGGAACCUCAUCCGUGACGCUGCGAAGCGCGUUUGGGGAAGUCACGCAGGGGAUGUGGAGGACCCCCCAGAGGGACCACCCCUUCUGGAUCCAACCCCCCCAGGAGAGUUGCCAGACGAAUUAUCCAGCGAUGUAUCCAAGGAGUUGUCAAAAGAGUUAUCCCACCAGUUGUCAGGCGACCUCCCAAAUGACCUUCCCGACGAAAAAGCGGAUAUCAAAUUUUCCGAAAACUGCAAGAGAGUGCUUCACAACGCGGUGCUAGAAGCAAGGAGGAAAAAAAAAAUGUUCGUUAACGUGACUGAUAUACUGAUCGCCCUCAUCAACAUGGCACAAGAGAAUCAAAAUUGCGACUUUUUAAAAUAUCUGAACGAGCUCAACAUAAGCGUCAACGAUUUGAAGAGGGAGCUAACUAGUUACGAUGAGGAGAAUUCCUUUGCGCCCCCAACGGGCAGAACAAGCCGCACCCCCCAUCGGGAUGAUGACCAGAAUUCUAACCAGGCAGACAAACGUGAAGAAAAUGGCUCCCUCAUCGAAACGAUCGAAAAUAGAGACGACAACCAACGAAUGCGUAACGUGAACAACGAACAACAGAAUCACCACUUUAUGAACAACCUAAAUAAUGACUACCUGAACCAAACGAGGGAAUUCAAAAACUACGAGGAAAGUAACUUCCCAUCGAACAACAAAUUUUUUAGCUCCUCCUAUGUGAAAGAUUGUCUAACAGAUAUGGUCCAAGCGGCGUACGAAAGAGGGGAUGAACAUUUCUUUGGAAGAAAAAAAGAAAUAAAAAGAAUAAUAGAAAUAUUAGGAAGGAGAAAAAAAUCCAACCCAUUACUGAUUGGUGAAAGUGGGGUCGGAAAAACAGCCAUCGUGGAACAUUUGUCUUAUCUAAUACUGAAGGAUAAAGUGCCAUACCAUUUGCGCAACUGUCGAAUUUACCAACUCAAUGUUGGGAACAUCGUAGCUGGGACAAAGUACAGAGGAGAGUUCGAAGAAAAGAUGAAACAUUUGCUAAAUAAUAUGAACAAGAAAAAAAAAAACAUUCUUUUUAUCGACGAAAUUCAUGUUAUUGUAGGUGCAGGCAGUGGGGAGGGAUCAUUAGACGCCUCCAAUUUGUUGAAGCCGUUUCUUUCCUCAGAUAAUUUACAAUGCAUUGGCACCACGACAUUUCAGGAAUACACUAAAUAUAUCGAAUCGGAUAAAGCUCUGAGGAGACGAUUUAACUGCGUCCCCGUGAAACCAUUCACAUCCAAGGAGACUCUCCUCCUACUGAAGAAAAUUAAAUACAACUAUGAAAAGUAUCACAACAUUUACUACACUAAUGAUGCACUCAAGUCGAUCGUUACGCUGACGGAGGAUUAUCUUCCCACGGCAAAUUUCCCCGAUAAGGCCAUCGACAUUUUGGACGAGGCCGGUGCCUACCAAAAGAUCAAGUAUGAGAUGCUCAUGCGGCAGAGGUUGCGCGAUGAGCGUGGCCGCAGGGGGAGUGGGGACACGGCAAAUGCAGACCUGCCGAAUGGGGACCCAACCAAUGCACACCCAACCAAUGCAAACCUGGCCAAUGCAGAGCAGGUGAUUAACCGCCAGGGGAACGACACGCAACCCAGUAGUGACCAGAAUACACCUUCGAAGCUGCUCCCUGAUGACGGCCAACCCGCCCUCAUCCACAAGGACAGAAAUGUCGAAGCGCAGGAUUACCUCGAGAACAUGCACAUGAAAUACGUCACCUCAGAUGUGAUCGAAAAUAUUGUCAGCAAAAAAUCCUCCAUAUCGUAUAUUAAAAAAAACAAAAAGGAGGAAGAAAAAAUCAUAAAACUUAAGGAAAAACUGAACAAAAUUAUAAUAGGACAGGAGAAAGUAAUUGAUAUAUUAUCCAGAUAUCUGUUCAAAGCUAUAACGAAUAUAAAGGAUCCGAAUAAACCCAUUGGCACUUUACUACUAUGUGGGUCAUCAGGGGUUGGAAAGACGCUGUGCGCUCAAGUCAUAUCAAAGUAUUUAUUCAAUGAAGACAACCUAAUUGUAAUAAACAUGAGUGAGUAUAUAGACAAACAUUCGGUAAGCAAACUGUUCGGUAGCUACCCAGGCUAUAUAGGUUAUAAGGAAGGAGGAGAACUAACAGAAAGUGUAAAGAAAAAACCAUUCUCUAUAAUCCUUUUCGAUGAAAUUGAAAAGGCACACAGUGAAGUUUUACACGUCCUGUUGCAAAUAUUGGACAAUGGAAUACUAACCGAUUCGAAGGGAAAUAAAGUGUCCUUUAAAAAUACCUUUAUCUUCAUGACAACCAAUGUGGGGUCAGACAUUAUCACAGAUUAUUUCAAGCUCUACAAUAAGAACUACUCAAACCUGGGCUUUAAGUAUUACCUUAGUAAGAAGAAAAACAGGGAAGAGACGGAUGGUUCUUCCGUUCACAAGGGGCAACUCCCUGAAGGAGCUAACAGUGUAACUAACUCACUGGUAGAACAACCAACCGGAUUAAGCAACAACGGACCUGCCGACAUGCAGGUAAACCGUAAUGGUAACCACCAGGUUGGGAACCCCCCCACCCAACAACCAAACAGCUACGAACUCUUUGAGGAAAAACUACGAACCAACGAAUGGUACGAAGAGUUACAACCAGAAAUAGAAGAAGAACUGAAGAAAAAAUUCCUUCCAGAAUUCCUAAACAGGAUAGACGAAAAAAUUAUUUUCCGACAAUUUCUCAAAAGAGAUGUUGUCAAUAUUUUCCAAAAUAUGAUUGAAGAUUUGAAAAAAAGAAUUAAAAAAAGAAAAAAUCUAAAUCUAAUUAUCGAGCAAGAUGUUAUUAAAUAUAUUUGUAGUGACGAAAAUAAUAUUUACGAUAUGAAUUUUGGUGCCAGAUCGAUCAGAAGGGCACUGUAUAAAUACAUCGAAGAUCCCAUUGCUUCUUUUUUAAUAUCCAAUUUGUGCGAACCGAACGAUUCUAUUCAUCUUUCCCUCUCCAGCGGUAACAAAAUUAAUGUGCAGUUGUUGAAGGCGUCCGUAGAUCAGCUUGUGUUGUAA
This is a messenger RNA of Plasmodium coatneyi, 3684 nucleotides long. RefSeq names its product ATP-dependent Clp protease. Gene Ontology annotation, molecular function: ATP hydrolysis activity; ATP binding. Gene Ontology annotation, biological process: cellular response to heat. Lineage: Eukaryota; Apicomplexa; Aconoidasida; Haemosporida; Plasmodiidae. The record is from RefSeq and is a predicted model, not a curated record. Bases 1 to 3684 code for a protein of 1227 amino acids. Gene Ontology annotation, cellular component: cytoplasm. The transcript has a single exon.